This is a messenger RNA of Sceloporus undulatus (fence lizard), 1424 nucleotides long. It is a transcript of the gene PPP1R36, whose product is annotated as protein phosphatase 1 regulatory subunit 36. The transcript is spliced from 11 exons. Bases 62 to 1366 code for a protein of 434 amino acids. Gene Ontology annotation, molecular function: phosphatase binding. The record is from RefSeq and is a predicted model, not a curated record. Lineage: Eukaryota; Metazoa; Chordata; Lepidosauria; Squamata; Phrynosomatidae. Gene Ontology annotation, biological process: negative regulation of phosphatase activity.
GUUGUGCUCCAUCUUUGGAGAGUUGUGUUGCUAGGAAACCCCCGGUAAACAAGGCACAGUCAUGUCGCAGUUACAGUUUCUGGAGCUGCCCCAGGGAGCUGUGGCAUCUAUAACAAGAGUUAACCCUGGCUUGUGGUACUGGAAAGAUGAUACUCAAACUCUUGAAUUUGCACUUGCCUAUCCUAAGGAGGAACCUAAGGAAACAAAAGAGAAGUCUAAGAAAGGCGCCAAGGCUAUCCAUUUCCAGGACCCUGGAUCUAAACCAACGGAGAGGCCGAUGCCUAAGUUUUUCCGAGAUAUAUUAGCUAUGCAAAGCCGGGAGGAUAAAGCACCCCGACCGUUGAGGCGAGGACAAAAUGAGCUGAUUACUUUAGAAGAUGUUAAGUAUGCUGCUUUGUUUCUGGCUCAAGAGGAUGAAUCUUUUCAUGUCCCUUCUUUCUCCACUGUUAUGAGGUGUAAGCAGCUGGAUGAGUUCCUCAUGGCUCUGUUAUACUACAUCUCUUUCUAUUUGGAAAAACUAGCCCUGGAAGCAAAACCCAAAUCAUUCAUGGGAAAGCCGAGUGCCCAGGAGAAGAAAGAACUGAAGGAUAACCAAAUCAAUCUGGCGGUGACCAAAAAGCACCUUGCCGAGAUGUACUGCAUCCUAAUCCUUGGACUAGGGAUGUCAGAGCAGCAUCACAUGGCAUGUGGCAAGAGAAAAAUAUCAACCUCACAGAGAGACAGGGAUUUCUUUGAGUGCUUGUACAACUUUGCUGCCUAUGUGGCUUUUGUGACAUUCAGACAGAAGAACCUCAAAGAAAUCCAGCGGGAAAUAGGCAGGCUGCUCCGCUCAAACAUAUUCAAUCCUGCUCUGAGAGAGAGAACCAAGGGGAAUAUAAAAACAGAUGUGACCAAGGAGGUGAAGAAAGUCACUUUCACCUAUCACAAGAGCACAGAGGCUAGGCAACCAGCCAUAAGGAGUGUCAUGGAUCAGCGGUCACCUGUGCUUAGCACUCUGUUGCCGAUGCCAAAGGACAGUGCCCAGUACCUUUUCCAGGACCAUUACCUUCAUUCUGGCAAAACUGCUCCAAGUUACACCCCUGAAGAGCUACCAGAAUUAUCCUCUAUCGUGACACCAACCAAGAUUGGCAUUAUUGGAUCUCCACGCAACAGAUUCAUCCCUCAUACACUUCUGCCCCUUAGCUUCCAGGAUGAAGAAGAAGAAGAAGAAGAAGAGUCGGAAAGUGUCAUAACCAAAACUAGUGGCUCUUCCCUCUUUUCCCGGGAACUGAUGUCUGCCCUGAGGGUUCAAGGCAGUGGAAGCCACCCAUCUCUGGGGGUUUCGAGGCCUACUACUGAAGGAGACUACACUGAGACUCCCCUGUAGCAUAUGCUAGCAUUAGUGCUAAGUUUUCCAUGUGUUAAAUAAAUCUAUUUGAAGCUUU